This is a messenger RNA of Triticum turgidum subsp. durum (durum wheat), 306 nucleotides long. The record is from the annotation of a GenBank genome assembly. NCBI's taxonomy places the organism in Eukaryota, Viridiplantae, Streptophyta, Magnoliopsida, Poales, Poaceae.
AUGUCUACUCGCUGGCGGCGACCGGGGAUGUUCUUUACAUCGGAACCUGGCGGUGUUGGCGUGCGUGAGGGCGAGCUCGAGGAGCAGCGAGGCGCCGGGGAGUCGGGCGCGGCCACGGUGCCGCGCAUGGAGGAGUCCAGGUGCCGGGCGCGUCCAUGGUCACCGGGACCUGGCGGUGGGCAUGAUGGCAGAGGAAGCUCCAGCGUACUCAACGUGUUUGACGAAAUGAGAAGCCAAACCUGGUGGCUGCAACUAAUCAAAUUGACAUCUUUUAGCCCCGUUUUCCCUCACCCAGAACCUGCUUAG